AUGUUGUCAAUGGAGCCUGAGCACAAAGAGAUGAACGAGAAUGUUAUACAGGGAACUCAGGUGGAAGAGAGACCCUAUCAAUGUAGCCAAUGUGGAAAAAGCUUCAAACACAAGUCGAACCUUUAUCAGCACCAAAGAGUUCACAAAGAAGAGGCCCCCUAUAUAUGUAAGCAGUGUGGGAAAAGCUAUAAGAACAAGACGUCCCUUCUUCUGCAUGAAAGAAGUCACACGGGAGAGAAGCCCUAUAAAUGUGAGGAAUGUGGAAGAAGCUUCAGUCGUAAGUCAAACCUUACCUCGCACCAAGUUAGCCACACUAAAGAGAAGCCUUAUAAAUGCUCAGAAUGCGGGCAGAGCUUCAGUCAAAAGUGCAACUUGAAAGUACACCAGAGAACCCACACAGGGGAGAGGCCAUACAAAUGCUCAGAAUGUGGCAAGAGUUACCUUACUCAACCCAACCUUACAGUGCAUCAAAGAAUCCACACGAAAGAGAAGCCUUAUCAAUGUGAAAAAUGUGGGAAGAUCUUCAAUCAAAAGAGCACUCUGAACGUACACCAGAGAACCCACACAGGGGAGAGGCCAUACAAAUGCUCAGAAUGUGGGCAGAGCUUCAAUCAAAAGAGCACCUUAAAAGUACAUCAGAGAAUCCACUCAGGGGAGAGGCCACACAAAUGCUCAGAAUGUGGCAAGAAUUACAUUACCCGAUCCAACCUUAGACUGCAUCAAAGAAUCCACAGGAAAGAGAAGCCCUAUAAAUGCUCAGAAUGUGGGCAGAGCUUCGAUGGUAGAACACAUCUCAACGCACAUCAGAGAACCCAUGAAGUGGAGAAAACAUACAAAUGCUCAAAAUGCGACAAGGACUUUACUUCUCCGUUUGAUCUCAUUAAACAUAACAGGAUGCACAUUGAAGAAGGACCUCACAAAUGCUCAGAAUGCGGAGAGAGCUUCAGGUGCAGCACCUCCCUUAUGGCACAUCAGAGAAUUCAUAGAGGAGAGGAGCCAGAUUUUGGCCUGAGCCAUGCUUCUGAACCAAGUCUUGUUGAACAUAAUGUAACCCGCCCUGAAAAGAAAUGUUUUGUAUGUUCCAUUUGUUCCAAAACAUUUGGGUGCAGCGGAAGCCUUGGGUUACAUCAACUGAAGCAUAAAUAG
This is a messenger RNA of Podarcis lilfordi (Lilford's wall lizard), 1146 nucleotides long. Lineage: Eukaryota; Metazoa; Chordata; Lepidosauria; Squamata; Lacertidae. The record is from the annotation of a GenBank genome assembly.